UCAUUCUUCACACUUUCUUUCUCCCUCUACCUCGUUUCUCGCUCCUCCAAAUCUCAUGUGACUUUGUCUGGGACUUUGUGGACUCCUCACACCAACAUCAAAAACAGCCAACGAACUUCACGAAGUUCCCAAAUUCCGUGUUUUCGUGAGACAAAAAAGAAGAAUUUCCAAAGAAAAAAGAAAAAAAUUAAUUUGCUUUUUGUUCAAUCAUGCUUGGGAUUGAUUUGGAGGUCACGGCUAAAUCUUUGUUCUCUCGUUUGCUUUGACAGUUGGAGACCAUUUUCAUUAUUGAAUUCACCGCAAUUUUCUUCGGUGGGUUAGAUGUGUAGCAUGUGUCACAAUUGUGGGGCAGAAUUAGCAAAGUCUAAGGAAGAAAGGAAAACACAGGAUAAUGUGAAUUCUUUAAAAUUAGGCAAGCAAGACUCCAUUUUGUCUUGCAAAUGUUGUGAAGAUAAGCAUGAGCGAGAAUUUUUGCUGUGUAAUGGUAUGCAGAGUCCUUAUGCAACACCAAUAAUAUGUCCAACAACUUCUUUGUCCAGCAGCGAUCGUUCCACAUCUGGCUUCAGUGAACUUUCUGUUGAUAUGAACAUGUAUGAUAGGUCUAAUCAAGAAGGUGUAGUAAACAGUUAUCAGGAUAAUCACAACUAUAGACCUAGUGGGCAGUUGCAUGACUUUAGUUUUGAAAUUUCGGUCAAUGGACAUGAUACAUCGCAUGCACCUCUGGGAAGCCCUACUGAUAACGGGAGAUUCACUAGUAGAGAUGUUAACGGGGCUAUACCAUCAAGUAAUGCACUUGACGAAAAGGAUAUUGGUACAGAGAACGCUAGUGGCUCUGAUGAUGAAGACGUUGAAAAUUCUCACCCCUUUGAAGAUGACGUAGAUGCCGAAAUUUGGGAAACCCCUGAACCGGAAGAUCCGAAGGAUGACAUGGAAGGCAGUGUGGCUUUUAAUGAUGAUGACGAUGAUGAGUGUGGUGAUGGUACAGAGUGGGGAAAGCCAAGUUCUUUAUGUACUCCUUCUAGAGGUGAAGGAAGUGGGAGCUAUAAGUUUAAAGAAGAAAAGCAAAGAGCUAUGGAAGAGGUUGUUAAUGGAAAGUUCAAGGCCCUCGUAUGUCAACUUCUUAAAUCUGUGGGCAUUGCUCCUGAUGGUGAAGAUGGUGCAACUUGGGUAGAUAUUGUUACUUCAUUGUCAUGGGAAGCUGCUUCAUUUCUAAAACCAGAUGCCAUAGUUUCUAAUUCAAUGGAUCCAAAUGGAUAUGUGAAAGUGAAAUGUAUUGCGACUGGUGUUUGCAGCCAAAGUCAACUAGUUAAAGGCUUAGUCUUCAAGAAACAUGCCGCGCACAAGCACAUGCCAACCAAGUACAAGAAUCCGAAGUUGUUGUUAGUGCGGGGUGUGCUUGGUCAAUCCUCCAGUGGAUUGUCAUCAUUUGAUUCAAUGGAGCAGGAAAAAGAUUAUCUUAAGUCUGUUAUUGCGACCUUAGAUUUGUGCCAUCCAAAUGUGGUUUUAGUGGAGAAGAGUGUUAGUCGUGAUAUCCAAGAGUCUAUUCUCAAAAAAGGGAUGACACUGGUCUUUGACAUGAAGCUCCAUCGGCUAGAGAGAAUUGCUCGUUGUACCGGUUCACCAAUUUUAUCAUCAGAUACUUUGACAAGUCAAAAGCUAAAACAAUGCGACUCCUUUUACAUUGAAAAGUUUGUUGAGGAACAUGCGGGUUCUGGUGAGGGAGGAAAGAAGCUGAGUAAAACAUUGAUGUUCAUCGAGGGUUGCCCUACACGGCUUGGUUGCACGAUUUUGCUGAAAGGAGCGCCCAGUGAUGAACUGAAGAGGGUUAAGUGUGUGGUGCAGUGUGCAGUCAUUAUGGCAUAUCAUAUGAUUCUUGAGACUUCUUUUCUUGUUGAUCAGAGAGCAAUGUUAUCUACAAUACCACUUUCUGGAGUAACAAAUCUCAUGUCGAGUGAAUUGGUGAAUGCAUUGUCGAAUUAUCAACAAUGCCCUAAUUUAGGCUCUGACCAUUCAAAUGCCCCUUGCCUUGGGGAGGCUACUGCUGAAACUGAGUUGCCUAAAGUUGAUAUUCCCAUUUCUAAUAGCUUUCAUUUCCACGAUUCUGCAACUGAAACUGAGUUACCCAAAGUUGAAAUUCCCAUUUCCAAUGGCUUUCAUGAGUUGGACUCCCAUAAUUCUGAUCUGGAAUUGGAAGGAAAUUCCCUUUUGUAUGAACCAUAUAAUCCUGCAAUACUAUCUGGCUUUUCGUCUCUUUCAGCUUCUCUAAAGAAGGUUAUUGGGGAAAAUUUCCCUAUUGCCUCUUCUUCUUAUCAGUCCCUUUCCUCGUACUUUGGAUUCAAUGGAAGAGAGUCUAAUGGUCAGAUUGCAAAUGUUAUUUCCGCUUCAACAUCUCCAAAGGCAUUAGACUAUAAUGUUGCUGAAGAUAAGAGUAGUAGUGACGAAGAAAAAUUGCUGAAUGUUGAAGAAUCAGAGUCUUCAAAUGAAUCCUCUGAAGCCGCCGCUGAAGAGGCGAAAAAAGAUAGUGAUAAUGAAGAAGGGAAAAGUAAGAAUGGUAUCAAUGCAGUGUUGGAUUCUCAGAGUAUUUUAGUUCUGAUGUCUAGGCGGAAUGCCUUAAGAGGGACUGUAUGUGAGCAAAGCCAUUUUUCUCAUAUCAUGUUCUACAAGAACUUUGAUGUUCCACUUGGUAAAUUCCUGCGGGACAAUUUACUCAAUCAGAAAACUCUGUGCAGUAUUUGUGGUGAACUGCCAGAAGCUCACUUAUACUACUAUGCACAUCAUAAGAAGCAGUUGACCAUAAAGGUUAAACGGCUUCGUCCUGAAAAAAGUUUACAUGGGGAAGCAGAAGGAAAAAUUUGGAUGUGGGGUCGAUGUGGUAAGUGUAAAGAUGGAAAUGGGAUAAGAAAAUCUACUAAAAGAGUGUUGGUCUCCAAUCCUGCCCGUGGUCUGUCAUUUGGAAAAUUCCUGGAGCUUGGUUUCUCACAUCACUCCUCAUCUCGUAAAUUAUCUAGCUGUGGCCAUUCUUUGCAUCGGGACUUCCUUUACUUCUUCGGGUUAGGCCCCCGGGUUGCAAUGUUUAGAUACUCUCCCGUUGCCACUUAUACUGUGUCUCUGCCUCCUCAGAAGUUGCAGCUCAGUAACUCAAUUAAACAAGACUUUCUUAUGAAAGAAACUCAGAAUGUGUACAUGAAAGGGAUUCUGCUAUUUACAGAGGUUGAGAGCUGUUUGAAGAAAAUCAAAUGUCAAUUUGAAGGGUUGACUUUGAACCUUCGAGGCUCUAUAAAAGAAUUUUCUGAUAUUGAGGAUAUGUUAAAGCAGGAAAUAUCAGAUUUUGAGGUAAACGUUAAGAAAGCUGUUUCCAAAAAUGGGAACUCAGACCAGGGUGUUUACAAACUUCUUGGCUUGAAUCGAUUACUAUGGGAACUCCUGCUUGAAUCGUGCAUUUGGGAUCAGCGCAUGCAUUCAUUACUCUUACCGGAUGCUAGGAUGCUUGAUUCUGGUACCGUCAAAAAAGCAGUCAAAGAACAAAAACAUGUAGAGAUGGAUGGCAUUGCAAGAGAAAGGAAUGUGGGGCCUGAAGUGAGUUUAGAAAGAAGUGAUCUCGGUAUUAAUGGUGGAGCCAAUGUAAAUGUUAAUCUCGCUACCUCUGCAGAUGUAGAUGAAUUUCCAGUCGAAGAAAUUCUAGUUGAAGAUAAAGCUGAAGAAUCUAAAGGGGAUGACAUAUCUAGUGCAUCUACCGCUGCUGAAGGCAUUGACAUACUGAUUGAGGGUGAUUUAAGCCCAAAAGGAUCAUCCAACUAUGAUUCCCAUCUGCUGUCCAAUGGUUCUAGCCAUUAUCCUUCUGAUUAUAGCUGGUCAGACAACAAAUCUGAGAAUUCACUUUUGUGUAACUCGGAAAAUUCAAAUGGUUGGUUUUGGUCACCAUUUGCAGACAUAAGAUGUAUAGACAUGAGGGAUCUUCAGAGAUUAUACUUUCAAAAAUUUGAAUCUCUUAGUCGCUAUGCUCUGGAGAACUUACCCACAGCAUAUCAGCUGAUCACCGAGGAAGGACAAAGGCUGCACAUUCCCCUUGGAGCAGAGAAUUAUGUCAUCUCAAAUUAUGAUGGUGAGCUGUCAAGUAUAAUUGCUUGUGCGCUGGCAUUGAUGAAAGAGGGUGAUGAUGCUUCAAAAUCACUCGAGAGUUUUCACAGUCUGACUCGGAUUCCUACCAUUAUUUCCUCACAUUGGUCUUCACAUGGAUCUUCUGAUUCAGACUCAGUCAAUUCAACAGCAAGCAUUUCUUUUGACGAAUCGCGCUUCUCGAGUUUUGAUGGGGUGAAUUUGCUGGAGUCUCUUGUUCCGCCUGGAACUGUCAAUCCAAUAGUCUCUUUUGGAUUUGAUAAGUCACUUGGAAAGCAUAGAUAUACGGUUAUAUGUCCCUAUGCCAAUCAGUUUCGUGACCUUCGGAACUGGUGUUGUCCAUCUGAGCUUGAUUAUAUUGCUUCCCUUAGCCGCUGUAGGAACUGGGACGCUAAAGGUGGAAAGAGCAAAUCAUUUUUCGCAAAAACUCUUGACGAGAGGUUGAUUAUAAAAGAAAUCAAGAGGACAGAAUUUGAAUCAUUUAUGAAGUUUGCUGAUGAUUACUUCAAGUACAUGAAGGAGUCAUUUGAAGUGGGGAACCAAACUUGCCUCGCCAAAGUUCUUGGGAUCUAUCAGGUUGUUGUAAGACAGGCUAAAACUGGAAAAGAGACGAGACAUGAUCUGAUGGUAAUGGAGAAUCUCACCUUUGGUCGGAAUAUUACUCGCCAGUAUGAUCUUAAAGGUGCUCUACAUGCUCGCUACAAUACGACUGCGAAUGAUCCAGGCAAUGUUCUUUUGGAUCAGAAUUUUGUCAAUGACAUGAAUUCAUCUCCAUUAUAUGUUAGUAACAGAGCCAAGCGUCUUUUGGAACGGGCUGUCUGGAAUGACACUACUUUCCUCAAUUCGAUCAAUGUUAUGGACUAUUCACUGCUUGUCGUAGUGGAUACUCAGCGGAGAGAGCUCGUAUGCGGGAUCAUCGAUUAUCUUAGGCAGUACACAUGGGACAAGCAACUAGAGACAUGGGUGAAAUCUUCACUUGUUCCAAAGAACUUGUUGCCGACUGUCAUCUCCCCGAUCGAGUACAAGAGGAGAUUCAGAAAGUUCAUGGCUACACACUUCUUGAGUGUCCCAGAUAACUGGUGCCCGGAGAAGUCCUCUGACCACUGUGAUCUCUGUGGUGUUAGAGACUGACAAUUCUUCUCCAUGAAAAAGGUGGGGUUUAGUGGUUUUUCUUUCCGAGUUCCGUCCUUAAUCUGGCAGAUCUUUUUACCUCUAUUAGAAUCAAUAAUGCUGUAAGUUCACAGUCAGUUCGUUAAUACUUUAAAUAGUCGUAUCGUCCGAGUUGAGUUAAGCUAUCUCACCCUGUAAUCUGUAAUUUUUAGCCAUUUUACGGGCAUAGUUUUUCAUUUCUAUUGGUACAAAAUGUGCAGCCAAGUACGAGUUCCUUUUUGUAAAGCCUUGUCGGGAAAGUAUAGAGUUACUCAGUAAAAGCCCUCUGAUUAUUCAAUAUCAAAUGGGAAAGUUGGUAAAAGUUUUAGAGCAGAUAAUAUUCUUUUUUUGUAAAUUA
This is a messenger RNA of Morus notabilis, 5623 nucleotides long. RefSeq names its product putative 1-phosphatidylinositol-3-phosphate 5-kinase FAB1D. Gene Ontology annotation, cellular component: endosome membrane. Gene Ontology annotation, molecular function: ATP binding; 1-phosphatidylinositol-3-phosphate 5-kinase activity. The coding region runs from base 322 to 5247 and encodes 1641 amino acids. Gene Ontology annotation, biological process: phosphatidylinositol phosphate biosynthetic process. The record is from RefSeq and is a predicted model, not a curated record. NCBI's taxonomy places the organism in Eukaryota, Viridiplantae, Streptophyta, Magnoliopsida, Rosales, Moraceae. The transcript has 13 exons.